Messenger RNA from Diospyros lotus (date-plum), 2799 nucleotides. RefSeq names its product subtilisin-like protease SBT1.5. The record is from RefSeq and is a predicted model, not a curated record. Lineage: Eukaryota; Viridiplantae; Streptophyta; Magnoliopsida; Ericales; Ebenaceae. Gene Ontology annotation, molecular function: serine-type endopeptidase activity. The transcript has a single exon. Bases 207 to 2549 code for a protein of 780 amino acids. Gene Ontology annotation, biological process: proteolysis.
ACUCCAUCCACGCCUUUUCCCUCCAUUUUCAGGCGUUAUAUAUAUAUAUAUAUAUAUUCUACCUUCUCUGUAACUGCUUUCGCUUUGAUUCUCUUAUCUUAUUUUGAAAGCUACCUUUUGAUGCCUCUUCCAUUAUAAAGGCCCAAAAUAUUAUUGCCUUCCACUUCAACACCCUCACACCAAUCUCUCUUUCCCCCUCUCUGCUGAUGGCACAGUUCUGGUGUCUCGCUUUGGCUACUAGUUUGCUCGUUCUCCCUGUAAUUUCCGGUGCUUAUUCUGAAACAAGGCAAACUUUUAUUGUCAGAGUCCAAACCGACUUGAAACCCUUGGUGUUUUCCAAUGUCGAGAAGUGGUACAGUUCCACCCUUGGAAGCCUCAGUUCGUUGCCGAUAGAUUCUCAAAGAGGGAAAGAGAGCAACUUCAUUCAUGUAUACAAGACAGUUUUCAGCGGUUUCUCUGCGAGACUGACCAGAAAGCAAGCCCAAGAAUUGGCCGGACGGCCAGAAGUUCUCGGGGUGUUACCGGACCGAGUUCGUCACGUUCAGACGACUCGGUCGCCGGAAUUCCUCGGACUCGGCCAGCACAACCCUGGCGGCCUAUUAAUCGACUCCGAUUCAGGCUCCAACGUCAUCAUCGGAGUCCUCGACACCGGCAUAUUCCCAGAAAGGCCUAGUUUCCACGACGAAGGCCUCGGGCCGGUCCCUUCUCAUUGGAAGGGAGAGUGCACCGAAGGAGAGAAAUUUACGAAAGCAAACUGCAACAAAAAGAUUAUCGGCGCCAGGUAUUUUAUUAAUGGGUAUAAAGCCAGUAUGGGGCCGAUGAACACCACCACUGAUAUCAAGUCUGCAAGAGACAUCGAAGGCCACGGCACUCAUACGGCGUCCACCGCCGCAGGGAGAAAAGUGGCCAAUGCCUCCCUCUUCGGCCUCGCAAGCGGCGUUGCGAUGGGAAUUGCAUCAAAAGCGAGAAUCGCUGCCUACAAGAUAUGCUGGAAGAAAGGGUGCUUAGACUCGGACAUACUCGCCGGCUUCGACAAAGCCGUGGAAGACGGCGUCAACGUCAUCUCCCUCUCAGUCGGCGCCGGCUCUGGCCUUCCCUAUGACGAAGACCCAAUAGCUAUCGCUUCGUUCGCCGCGACGGAGAGGGGAAUCUUCGUCUCGGCAUCCGCCGGUAACAACGGCGCUGAAAUGUCCGUCACCAACGUAGCUCCGUGGAUUACAACCGUCGGCGCUAGCACAAUUGACAGGAAGUUCGCCGCCAAUCUUUUGUUGGAAGACGGCACGAUCAUCACCGGAUCGUCACUAUUCACCGAUAAACCAUUGCCUAAAAAGACUUACUUUCCCCUGGUUUACGCCGCAAAUGCCUCCAAGGACAACAACAUCAUAGACUUCCCUUCUCCGGCUAGCACGUGCCGGCCUGGCUCCCUGGACGAGAAUCUCAUACGUGGCAAGAUCGUCGUAUGUGACAGAGGCGGUGUACCGCGUGUUCUGAAGGGAGCGGCUGUGAAGGCAGCCGGCGGCGUCGGUGUGAUCGUCGAAAACUUGGCCGCAAACGGGGAGGGCUUAAUCGCCGACGCCCACAUCCUGCCGGGCCUGGCCGUUACCGCUUCAGCCGGUAACAAAGUUCGUGCCUACAUCAGCUCCUCCAAGAACCCGAGAGCCACCAUGGUUUUUGGUGGGACCCGGGUCGGGGUUAAACCCGCCCCUAUAGUGGCCUCGUUCUCCUCGAGAGGGCCCAGUUCCGAAUCACUAUACGUGCUGAAACCCGAUGUCAUCGCGCCAGGUGUCAACAUCCUAGCGGCCUGGCCUGAUACGGUGUCACCCUCAACACUACCGUCCGACCGAAGGCGCACUGAGUUCAAUAUAAUCUCGGGUACAUCGAUGUCUUGCCCGCACGUGUCAGGCGUGGCAGCCUUGCUCAAAGGGGCCCACCUCGACUGGUCACCGGCGAUGAUCCGUUCCGCUCUCAUGACCACCGCCUACACCAUUGAUUCCGUCGGGAGGCCGUUGCUGGACGAGACGAACAACGAGAUUGCAGACGUCUGGGCCACCGGUGCGGGACACGUGGCCCCCCAAAAAGCCGUCGACCCCGGCUUAGUUUAUGAUCUGACGGCGGACGAUUACCUGGACUUUCUCUGCGCAUCGGGCUACAGCGUCGGAGAAAUAAAGCACAUCGCGGAUAAAUCAGUGAGCUGCAAGGAGAAGAAGCAGUAUAGGCCGUGGGAACUGAACUACCCGGCAAUCUCUGUUGUUUUUGAGAACUCAUCGCAGGUUGCGAUGACGAGAACGGUGACCCACGUCGUAGACUCGGCGGCGACCUACAGCGUAAGAGUUUCGCCGCCGAGAGACGUGAAGGUCAAGGUGGAGCCCUCGAAACUGGAUUUCAAGGAGAAGGGCGAAAAGAAGACUUACACAGUGCGUAUUUCUUCGGGAAAUAAGCCGCCGCCGGGAGGCCGCUCGCUGCAACUUGAGUCGGGCAAGCUGACGUGGACUGACGGAAAACACCGGGUCUCUUCGCCGAUUACGGUGGUGUGGCUGGCCCCGAUGUAGAAGACUUUGCGCGGGACAUAAUAUAUUGGAGAUAACUGUGAAUAUUUUCCAGUAUUGUGUGUGUUACAGAUAGUAACAGGUUAAUGUUUGUUCCUUAAACGGAACGGGGGACUUGCAACGUGGAAGGUCCAUAUCUCAACUGUGACUGUGAGGGGAUAGUUUGUUUAUAAUAAAUUUGUAUGAUUAAGCUAAAUCCCAUCCCAUCCUUAAAUAAAGAUGUUUACCAGAGAGAAUAUAUAUAAAUAUGGAA